Molecule: messenger RNA, 1518 nt
Organism: Penicillium manginii
Lineage: Eukaryota; Fungi; Ascomycota; Eurotiomycetes; Eurotiales; Aspergillaceae
Product: DUF3176 domain-containing protein
Exons: 1
Coding region: 1-1518 (505 amino acids)
Source: RefSeq, a predicted model, not a curated record
AUGCUUCUCGACAUGCAGACACUUGAUAGUGCUGGUCGAGGACCUCUUGGUUCGAUGGCGAGCUUGUUUCAAAAAACGAGACGAUCACUCGCUUCUGUUGGAGCAGCAGUCCUUAUACUUCUGCUUGCUUUUGAUCCGUUUAUUCAGCAGAUCAUUAGCUAUCCCACUCGGUUGACUGCUAUACACGGUGGUACAGAUGUUGCAACAACAAAGAUGCUGGACUACUUCGCCAUGGGAGUAAACUAUGACUUAGUCUAUUCCUCGGGGCUUUGGUCCGACAAUGACAUAGUACUGAGCUCCAGUUGUUCAUCAGGAAAUUGUAACUGGCAGAAGUUCCAAUCCAGUGGAAUGUGUAGCCAGUGCUCUGAUGUUACGAAAUCUAUGGACCUCGAAUGCAAUCUUACUGCGAAUGAAACGUCGGCUGGCAACUUCACCCAAGGUUCACGAUAUAUCAACGUGACGUGUCUCCUUACCCCCCCACAAGGAAAGUCAACCCAAUUCCACGUACACUCUUCUUAUGUGGCAUUGUCGCCUCCAGUCUGGACUUACGAAACGGGAGGACUCUCUUGGCAUGUCUUUUCGGCGUAUGACUCUUACGGGCUGGAUCUUGAUCAGACCAAGAAUCAGCCAUUUAAUGGGUUAGGUGAUCCACUGAUGGUCAUCGCGUAUGCCGAGAUAGGGUAUAAUGAGGACUAUAUUUACUCGGAUUUCAUUAGUGGGAUCAAAGUUGACAAGGCGACGGUGUGUAGCCUUGAGCUUUGUCUUCUCGAAUAUGAUGUCUCUGUCAAAAAUGGCACCCCAGAUGUGGUUACCUCAGUCCUCGACUACGGCCAAUUAUUGUGGAGAAACAAUCCUAGAAAUUCCAGUUUCGAUACGCUCUGUUGGAAGCCGACAUCUGGCCCACCGGAUAUAACAUUCGAGAAUCCUCUCAGUGAUUACACAUACGUCCAGCUAAGUCCAGUUGAGUUUGCCUUUUGUGGUAUUUCCUAUGAAACAAAACUAUCUCCGAAUUUAUUUGUGGGAUCUAUGUUCCAGCACCAUACUCGGGGGCAUACUCAAGAGUCUGGCAAUGAUACGACUGGGCUUGACUACUCGCCAGAUGGUGAUCCUAACGCUCUUCGUAUUAGCUCUGUAGGUCUUGAUAGCAUCAUGUCCAACGUUGCUAAACAUAUGAACAAGGAAGCAUUGCGCCUCAAUGGCUCGGAUGUGCAUGGCGACACAUUCGUCACCGAAGUGUUCGUGGAGGUGCAGUGGCUAUGGCUGAUCCUUCCGACCAUACUGGUGCUCUCAGGGACUAUUUUCAUUGCGAUUGUCAUUAUUCAAAACAAAAAGAAUGGCACUAGUCUAUGGAAGUCGUCUGUACUGGCUUUUUUCUAUCACGGCUUACAUGAGGUUGACAAGGAUGAUUCCAUGACCGCCAGUGUUAUGGAGAAAAAGGCUGAAGGAUUGGUUGUUCAGCUUCAGGAAUCGGAGGACCAUGGAGGCCUGAUACUGAAAGAGAAGAAGGAUUUGAUGUAA